UGGUGAGCUGGUAAGGGGUUAGCUGUGGGGCACUCACUGGGGAGCAGGCUCAAUCCUCCAGCCACACUUCCUGAUCAGCCAGGCUGAGUCUUGUGAGAUAGUACUCACUUUCAGAGGGUCUCACAACAGAGUAGCACAGAGCAGCUUGGAUGGGGUGAGUCGCACCUGUUGAAGAAUGGCUCCUCGUUUUGCAUGGAGACUCAGGAUCAUGUUCCCUGCUUGGAUCAGCUGUGCAUUGCUAUUGACAUCCCCGUGUGGAUCCCUCCGAGUGCUGAGGGAAGAAAUCUCUCUGCUUGCUGAUGAUAAAGAUCCCAAAUGCUUCACCCGAGCGGACAAAGACCUGACUUGUUUUUGGAAAGGCAGCAAUAUCACUUCAUACGAUUUCUAUUAUGAAUAUGAGGGAGAAGAGGAAAAGAAAUGCACACUUACCCAUCAGAGAGUGGACCCAGACACAGGGCUUCACGUUUGCUCGUUCCCUCCUGAAGAUGUUUACCUGUUUGUAGAAGCACAAAUCAAAGUGACGGAGUCCGGGACAAACGAGCCUGUCUACGAGCGCGUGGUGAAUGUGGAGAACCAAGUUCUGCUAGACCCACCAACCGAUGUCUCAGUUUCUCUGAAUGGUAAACCACAGCAGCUUAAAGUGAGGUGGACAGCUCCCAGACCAGGCAAUCUGCAGUAUGAAAUACAAUACUCCACUGACAAAGCACAAGCGAAGGUAAGCGAGCCACAGUCACUGGUUCACACUCUGUAUGGGCUGAGUCCGGGUGAGAAAUAUAACAUUGCAGUUCGUGCCAAGCCGGACGGCAGCUCGCGGGACGGAUUUUGGAGCGCUGUGGUGCCCAGACCUGCAGAUGAAAUUCAUCUCAACUGCUUCACCCCUUAUCUCCAGUAUGUUAUCUGCAACUGGAAUUCAGAAGAGAUGGAGAAGGAUACUCAAUACACUCUCUAUUACCAGUCCAGAAACGGUGACUGGGAAGUGUGUGACCACAGUGACGUCACCAACACCUGCACAUUCCAGGGCUGGAACUCCAGUGACAUCAUCGUUACCGUCAAUGCCAGCUCAAGGCAUCAGAACCACACCUUCUACAAGGAGCCAAUCAGCAUGAAUCGCAUGGUUCUCACAGCCCCGCCGAAGCACUUGGCAGGUGAAGUGAACGAUGGCAAGCUGAGGCAUCAGUGGGAACCGGCCGUGGCAGAGCUUGCAGACCACAUGGUUUACCAGAUCCGGUAUUCACUGGAUAACCACAGUGGAUGGAAGUUUUUCAGGUAUGAUCCUCUACCUAACCCCACGCCAGAAACUGGCCGACCCUUCAACUACGUGACAAUCCUCAACUAAACCAGACUUGCAAUCCUGGAGACAAUCCUGGAGUCUCCAUCGCAUCUCAAACUAUAUACACAGGAUUUUGUACAGAGGACUGGUUUAGGGGCAGACAGUACAGCUGAACACUGCUGGGUCUAAGGGGCGCUCUAGGGCAGGGGUUUUCAACCAGUGGUACUUCUAAGGCUCAUAGAACUGCACAAAUAAAAAUGAAGGUAAAAUAAAAGAAAAUAAUGUUUUUUUUUUAACAGUGUUAUAUAUUCUCUAAAACACUGUGUAUAAUUAUCUAAUCUUUGUUUAGCAGAUGAAAACAAAUACACAAAAUCUACCACGUCCCAUUUUCCGCCUGUACGCACGUGUGAUUUCGAUUGAGUGGAUUUGAUAUAUAGGUGAAGCAGGCGUCUGGCGAUUAUGCUGAGGUGGGAAGUAAAUGGUAACAUGAUAAACAUUUACUGUGCAGACUCUUUUGUAUUACGAAUAAUGACUUUGUCAAAUAGAAUGUGAAUACGAGUGUUCUCGAAGCGAUUCCUAAAUACUGUCUUUUAAUUCUGUGCAUCCAAUGACGUGUAAUUAAGUUUUAAGAAUUAAGCCAACUGUUUGGUAUUCUGUGUUAAACCAGCAGUUCAGUUGUCAGCUCAAGACUGUUGUGAAAAAUGAUAUAUUAAAUAAACAGGGAAAAAAAAUGUGUUAAUCAGAUUAUUCUGCCUUUCAUUGCAAUUGUGGAGGCACUCAGUGAGCAAAACUGUAGAGGGUACUUUAGCUGAAACCGCCCGACAGAAUGGGUACAGUUUCAAAAAGAGGUUGAAAACCGCUGCUCUAGAGAACCCUCAAGUCUGUUUUUAAUAAUGUGUUAUUACUGUAGAUAGAACAAAAUGUACAGAAAACAUAUUCACAUGUCAGUGUUCAGGGAAUGCUUAACUGUACAUAGAGAUUAGAGACAACAAAUAAUGAGGGGGGUAACAAAACUUUUAGAAUACUGUUUCUUCAUGUGUAUGUAUUUUUCUGUCAAGUUUAGAUCAAUUUAGAACAGUCCACAUGAGAUGUAUAUUAAGUUUGAUAACAAGAUCUGCAACUUGGGAAAUGCAGUUUAUUUUCAUUUCUAAAGUGAUUUGUUUUUCUUUUUGUAAUUACGGCAGCACUUUUUGCCAUUUCAGUCCAGCCACUGCAAGCGGUUCUAAUGUGUUUGUUGCUGAAACUUUGACGAAACAAAAUUCCUAUAAAACACUGAGUGAAAAUGCAUCGCAGUUCUGUGUACAGCGUGAGCUUAUCCCCUUCCACAUCCAUAUCCCCUUCAGUCACUGUGUGCACAACUGUAUCAUGGCAAGCCUUCUAGCAAUGUAUAUAUUUUAUAAUCCAAUAUAUAUAUUUGUUCCCCACAAAGUUUUGGCAGGGGGUA
This is a messenger RNA of Acipenser ruthenus (sterlet), 2714 nucleotides long. RefSeq names its product thrombopoietin receptor-like. Gene Ontology annotation, biological process: positive regulation of cell population proliferation; hemopoiesis; cytokine-mediated signaling pathway. Lineage: Eukaryota; Metazoa; Chordata; Actinopteri; Acipenseriformes; Acipenseridae. The record is from RefSeq and is a predicted model, not a curated record. Gene Ontology annotation, cellular component: external side of plasma membrane. The transcript is spliced from 9 exons. Gene Ontology annotation, molecular function: protein binding; cytokine receptor activity. The coding region runs from base 176 to 1336 and encodes 386 amino acids.